Mucor mucedo is the source of this 1753-nucleotide messenger RNA. RefSeq lists its product as uncharacterized. The transcript is spliced from 3 exons. Lineage: Eukaryota; Fungi; Mucoromycota; Mucoromycetes; Mucorales; Mucoraceae. Gene Ontology annotation, biological process: negative regulation of DNA-templated transcription. Gene Ontology annotation, molecular function: RNA binding; metal ion binding. Gene Ontology annotation, cellular component: nucleus. Bases 49 to 1572 code for a protein of 507 amino acids. The record is from RefSeq and is a predicted model, not a curated record.
ACAGCAGCUCGCGCAGCUUUGGAGCAACAGCGACAUGUAUCACCCACCAUGAAGCUUGAUAAGUCUCCUUCAUCCUCUGGUCCCUCUUCGCCACGUGGAUUGCAUCAAGACAACUUGGCUUUACCAACAACAGCUCACGCAGCUUUAGAGCAACAGCAACAGGUAUCACCCGCCUUAAAGCUCGAUAAGACUCUCUCAUCAACACAACCAAUCGGUACCUCCUCACCUUUUGGAUUGGAUCAAAGCAAGUGUGUUUCCUCAUCAACAACUUCACAACCUUCUGUGACAGUCAAGUUGGAGCAAAAGCAACAAAUGCCAACCGCUUUGGAGCUUGAUAAGACUCCUUCCUCAUCUGGUUCCUCUAGAAAUCUCGUCAAUGAUCAAGGUAAAUUGGCUACGUCCAGCACUCAAUCAGUCAACCCUCACCUAGGUCAUGACAUGAUUUAUUCAAAUCCUAUUCAAUUUGACUAUGAUAUGAUCUUUGGACACAACAAUCCACCUCUUAAUAUCACAAAUCCAUAUGUAGCAGAAUCUCUUCAUGAGGAAACAAUGGCAAGAAGGUCCUUGGGUGAAUUACCUGUACCAUCGCUUGACGCUUUACCACCCAUGGAUGAAGUAUUGGAUACCUUGGCCUCGUUGAAUAAAGAUUCAGUUGCUUCGGAGGAAGGCAAGCCAUCAACAUCACCAUCGGUAGCCUCACCAGCACAACCGCAAGGGAAGAGCAAAGUGGGUAGAAAGAAGGCAGCACGACAAAAGAAGGCUGAAUUAAAGAAAAAGAGAGCUAUGGAGUUGGCUGCUCGUAGACAUAACGACCUGCCCAAAAAGUCUGAUGAGCUCGACUUUGAUGCCUUGUUGAGACAACAUGAAGCUGCUUCCACCUCAGUGGUGCAACCCUCAGCCCACCAGCAACAGCACCAAAGAAAACCAGCACAACCAGCACAACAAAAGCAUCAACAGUCCGGUUUUGCUCCUCAAAGCAAUCCCGUCAAGGCACCAAAGGCAUUCAACCGCCCACAACAAAAAGGAAUUGAGCCUCAACGGCCUUUCCAGCAAAAGAAAUUUGUGCCGACUGUUGUAUGCAAGUACUAUAUGCAAGGAACAUGCCGACAAGGCUCUAACUGUACCUUCAAGCACGAUGGCAAGCCUCCCCCAGCCCCAACUGCGCGUAUCGUCUGCCAGUUCUACAAGACGGGGUCGUGCACCCAGGGGGAGGACUGCAAGUUCUCACACGAUUUGAAGUUGGAGCCUUGUCGGUUUUUCCAUAUGCAAAGGGACUGUACGCAGGGCGAGUACUGUCCCUACUCGCAUGAGCCCUUGAACAAGGACCGGUUGGAACGUCUUCGACUUCUGACCGGUCAUUGCCGAUUCUACUUGUUCAAGGGCUUCUGCAAUACUGGCGACGAGUGCCUUUUCUUGCACUCUGAUGCCACGGAAGAAGAAAGAAAGAAGGUGGAAGCUACCAUUACCGCUUGUAGGUACUUCCACCUUACCAAGAACUGUAGACAAGGGGACAAUUGCUUCUACUUGCACAGCGAGGCAACUCCUGAGCAAGUUAGAAGCUUGUCCAAGUAAACCUUGUCUACAGUUCUUCCCAUUCCAUUCCUUUUACUUUCCUUUCUUUAUGACUCUUUCUUCUUCCGCCCCUUCCAUUCCUUUUCUCGCCUUCCUUUCCUUUCCUUUUUUCGCCUCCCUUUCCUUUCCUUUAAACCCCUUCCCUUCCUUUUUGUAAAUAAAUAAAAAAAAAAAAAAAUUU